UCGCGCUGUAGUAGAUUCCAAAAACAAAAAAAGCGGAUUUGCACCAGACGACACGACUCACCUGCCCAUAUAUGCGUGUCAUGCCCGUGCUCAGCCCGAUGCAUCAUGCACCACCACACCCGUCAAGCUCCAACGCUGAGCCUGAGCGCAUGGAGGGCAGCACGUCGUUGCGGCACCUCGUCGAGUACGAGUGCUUCUUCUUCGGGUGGCUCGACGACAGCGCACGGCACUCGCCGCCGUCCUUGGACCGCCUCGUCCACAGCGUCGGUCAUUCCUUCCGAAUCUCAACGUCGUCCUCCUUCAUCGACUUGUACCCCCACGACGAUCUCUUCUCCAUCGACUUAGACUUAGCCACGGCGGCGAGCGACUUCGACUUCGACCUGCCGGUAGUAGACGAUGCCGCACCGUCCCCGAUGCUGCAGAUCAGCGCGAGCCGCCUCCUCCCCUGCGACUGCGAGCCCGGAGGCGGCGGCGGCUCCGGCGCGCAAGAAGCCGGCGACGAGUCGGUGAUCACCAGUCGGCAUCACAGUGCGGACGCCCCGAGCGCGCUGUGGUUGUCAGCCUUGUCGUCGCCGGUCUCCCACUCGGCGCGGAGCACGCUAGUCUCGCUGAGUGCGUGCACCAGCGCGACGAGCAAGCACUCCAGGUCGCGGUCGACGUUGUGUGCCGGGAGGCGCCGCGCGGGGUCGUCGGCGCCCUGGAAGGUGCUGCGGUUCGUGAUGCCACUGUACCGGAAGGUCAGGGCGAUCGCGCGGAGGCACAGCAGCAGGUUCACGUUGGCGGCGAGCCCGGCGCGCGGGGCCACGUCGAGCAUCGCGUACCACGGCAGGGCCGCCGACACGGACGUCCAUGACGCCAUCCACUAUAGCAAGAAGUCCAGCGGAUCAGGUGUGCAGGAGACUAAUCACAUGUCAGCCAAAUGAUUUUCUAAAUCCGUGACAGGUUAAAUAAACCCCUUCUGUAUAUUACAAAAACACGACGAUUUGGAGAUUUCUAUAAAAUAUACUACCUCCAUCUCAAAGUAUAGGACGUUUUUUAGGCCAUAGUUUUAGACAUCUUAUAUUUUAAGACAGAGGUGAUCUAACAGAUAUUAUAGUAUUAGUUUACGGAGGGAGUAGUUUGUAACAGAAAGGGAAAAUGUAACAGAUAUUACAGUUUUCAUAUGAAAUGAAGUUCAAUGGGGUCAGUAGGAAAAUUUCCUAAAGGAUUAUGUCAAAAUACUAAACACCGAAUAUCCAUGGGAAUAACCAUGUAUGUCCUGACCUUCAGAACGAAUGUUAUUUCGACAACGAGUCACUCAGAUUAUUCCCACCAACCUAACUCAGAUCGUUGUUUUUAUCGCUUCAGUUUUUUUUCCUCAUUACCUUGGCAGAGCUUCGGUCUUAUAUGACUUAGCUCUUUGCUAUCGUAUCCCGCGAUGCUACAUUAUGAGUCAAUAAAAACAUACUUUAUCAGAAAAAUAUGUCCAAAUCGAAUUACACAGGAGCGUCUCAAAAAAGACUAGUGACGGACUAAUACAUAUGAUAUAUGAACUAGCGUCGCCAUCGAUCGAUCAACAUGAUCCUGUGCAAGAAAGCAACUCCACAACGGGAACACGACCCAGAAUCCCGAUUUACUAUGAUAGUGGCAGUAAUGAUAAGGCAGGAGGGUCGUUUCUUGAAAGAUACCGGCUGAUCACGUGUCACAUGGUCAUGGUGCCACGAGAGUAGGAUUUAACCGAAAAAGACUUUCGCCCCGCUUUAUAAAUAAAGCAAACCGCCACAGAGCACACAUACAUGGACUAGUUCAAAUACACGCACCCAAGUCUCACACACAAGUAUGAAGGUUCUGCUGAGGGCACAGGUCAACAAGCCCAAAAAAACUAAAAGAGAAGAGCCGGGGGCCCCAACAAGCAUCUAAUCGGGUUCCAGCGGUGGCGAAGGGGGCGGUGGAGACAGACGGACGGCCAUCGAGCGGAGAUCGGCGAUGAAGGCAGAGAUGGCGUCCCGGUCAUCAGGGCGGCUA
This is a messenger RNA of Aegilops tauschii subsp. strangulata, 2004 nucleotides long. RefSeq lists its product as uncharacterized. The record is from RefSeq and is a predicted model, not a curated record. NCBI's taxonomy places the organism in Eukaryota, Viridiplantae, Streptophyta, Magnoliopsida, Poales, Poaceae.